AUGCCUGAAGUGCUAGUGUCGGACAAUGGGACACAGCUAACAAGCGAUGUGUUUGAGCGAUUUUGCGAGGCAAACGGUAUUAUGCAUCUCAAAACAGCGCCGUUCCAUCCCCAAAGCAAUGGGCAAGUGGAACGUUUUGUCGACACGUUCAAACGGACAAUAAAAAAAAUUCAGGCGGGAGGAGAGUCAUUAGAAAAAGCAAUUGAUACCUUUUUGCUCUGCUACAGAUCUACACCGUGUCGAAAUGCUCCAGACGGCAAAUCCCCGGCGGAAGUGCUUUUAGGAAAACCAUUGCGGACAUCAUUUGAACUGCUCCGCCCUCCAACCAGAUUUUUCAAGGAUAACAGUCUGAAGCAAAACAAACAAUUCAACGCUAAACAUGGUGCGAAGGAAAAAUCCUUCGAGGUGAAAAAUAAAGUGUUUGCCCAAGUGCACUACGGAAACAAAUGCAACUGGGUGCCAGGAGAAAUCGUUGAACGAGUGGGUACUGUCAUAUACAACGUUUGGCUUCCAGAAAUGCAGCGGCUUAUCCGGUCGCAUAGCAACCAACUGAGGACACGCUACGAAGAUAAACCGAGUGAAUCAUGUGAAGCAGAGCGGACUGUCCCCCUCGACAUACUGUUGGGCGCCUGGGGACUCGGUCCAACCGAACCAAAUACUACUAAGGAGGUAGCAUCGACAUCAGGAUCGUCGGAAAGUUUGAAUGAUUUUCAACGGGAGUUUUUGCGAGAGCUCAUGGGUCGCGAAGAGGGAAAUCCUCGACCUCGGUUACCAAAACAGCCACCUACGAUAGAUCCUGAGGUACAACGUCGUUCGACGCGUCAGCGUAGAACACCAAUCCGCUACGAACCCUACCAGGUUUACUAA
Wyeomyia smithii (pitcher-plant mosquito) is the source of this 867-nucleotide messenger RNA. RefSeq lists its product as uncharacterized. The record is from RefSeq and is a predicted model, not a curated record. NCBI's taxonomy places the organism in Eukaryota, Metazoa, Arthropoda, Insecta, Diptera, Culicidae. The transcript has a single exon. Gene Ontology annotation, biological process: DNA integration. Bases 1 to 867 code for a protein of 288 amino acids. Gene Ontology annotation, molecular function: nucleic acid binding.